AUGGUUAUUUCAAUGGAUAAAUGGGUGGGCAAGAUCGCAUUAGUAACGGGCGCUAGCUCUGGCAUCGGACAGGACGUGGCGCUUGCCUUAGCUAACGCUGGCAUGGUGGUUGUAGGGAUCGGUCGGCGUGCCGAGUUAAUCGCAUUAUUAUCAACCAAAGUAACCGGUACGGGCAAGAUCUUCGCCAAAAAGUGUGACGUCGGAGUCGAAUCUGAGAUACUAGAAACGCUAAGCUGGGUUCGUCGUGAGUUUGGCGGAGUUGAUGUACUAAUAAACAAUGCUGGCAUUUUCCGUCCCAAUCUUAUCACGCAGAGUGAAACAUCAGAUUACAGAGAUACGUUCAACGUAAACGUGCUAGCAACGUGUGUUUUUGUUCGCGAGGUUGUUAAAGACAUGAAGGCCAGAGAAUCCUAUGGUCACAUCGUACUUCUGAACAGCAUUCUCGGUAAGCGAGUUCCGGACGUAACCGUGCCCAUGUUUGGAGUGUAUCCUGCUUCGAAAUACGCCCUAGUUGGCUUGGUAGAAGUGCUACGCCAGGAGUUCAACUUUCUCAAACUACCCAUCAAAUUAACGAGCAUCCAUCCCGGCAUGGUGGAGACAGACAUGAUCAAGGUGUUCGACACGCAUCUAGCGGAACGGUUGCCGAAGCUACAAGUCACGGAUAUUACCGCGAGCAUCAUGCAUUGCCUUGAGACGCCACCAGGAGUUCGUAUUGAUGAAGUAACCGUAACGCCAUCCAUACCAUAAAAAUUACGAUCGACCCGGUGCGUGUGUUGAUCGUUUGAAUCAAGAGCUCAAAUAAACUGGUUGAAAUAAACUCCAUUCGGACAAAGCGAUAAAUGUGAACCCACUGUUUGUAAAUUAAUCCCAACGAGCUUGACCGGGUCAUUUGCUUGUCAUUUGCAGACGGAAGUCAAUUUGCUUUAAUUGAUAGCAAUCAGUUCGUCAAAUGCGUGAGCAACAACACGUUGAUUAAUCCAGUCAUUUGUAAUGCUUAGAGAUUCUUGAUAGAAUGUUAAUCUGCUA
Anopheles nili is the source of this 1026-nucleotide messenger RNA. RefSeq names its product farnesol dehydrogenase (gene rdhB). NCBI's taxonomy places the organism in Eukaryota, Metazoa, Arthropoda, Insecta, Diptera, Culicidae. Bases 1 to 747 code for a protein of 248 amino acids. The record is from RefSeq and is a predicted model, not a curated record. The transcript has 5 exons. Gene Ontology annotation, molecular function: oxidoreductase activity.